Oryza sativa Japonica Group (Japanese rice) is the source of this 1394-nucleotide messenger RNA. NCBI's taxonomy places the organism in Eukaryota, Viridiplantae, Streptophyta, Magnoliopsida, Poales, Poaceae. The record is from RefSeq and is a predicted model, not a curated record.
CACCUCCAUCCCCACCACGGCCCCAGUUCAAUUCAAAUCACACCGCCUCGCCCCCCUCCACCGACAUGGCCGAUCCCAACGGCCACCACCGCUGCCUCCUCGCCGGUGCCCCAGGGUCGCCUCAACUUGGCCUCCGCCCCCGCCUCGUCGGUCUCCACUGCGACGAGCGCGUCGUCCGCUACGACGACCGCCGCCGCCGACUUCGCUCCCAGCAGCCGCGACAUUCCCUUGCUCCCCAUCGGCCAGUUUCCUCAGGACCACGUCAACUUGGGCUCCGCCUCCGCCGCCGGCGACGCCAUGAUCAACUCCGCCGGCGCUCCCGCUGGAGCUCACCAGUACAUGACCAACCCAUACGCCGGCGACGCCAUGAUCAACUCCUCCGCGCUCGCUGGUGCUCACCCGCACAUGGUCAACCCACCACCGUACGCCGGCGCUUCUUCCUCGCGACUCCCCACUGCUUCCGCCGAGUGGAACAUGGAUUGGCUGCACGACGCGAUGGCAGAACAGCAGCAGCCACCGCCGCCGCCGCAGUGGCAGGAGCAGAGUGUCUUCUCCCCCCCACCGCCUACAGCUUCAUCCCCUCUCCAUCACUCCAUCUGGUUCACGCUCCAUACCCAUCCUUCGCCCCCUCCACCUUCUCCACGAUCCCCACCAUCCGACGGGAGUUCAUGCCGGUGCCGUGUCAAGUUCCAGCCCCACACGCGCCGCCAUUCCCCGCAACCUAUCAGUAUCCCGGCGCUCUUCCCGCCGCCACCACCCACACCAUGAGGGACUCCUCGCCGAUCGGAACAUGGAUACCGGCAUCAAUGGGAGAUCGCAAGACGAUGAUGUGCGUGAAAUUCAAUCCGCACGGGUGGUGCAACGAAGGGGAUGGGUGUCAAUUCGCUCACCACGAGGACGAGCAACGAAUUGUGCCGGGGAGGAGGGGCAGCCGCUGGUGGCAUCGGUGCAAUAAGUUCGCGACCAGAAAAUGGUGCAAGUACGGGCGCAACUGCAGGUAUUCCCAUGGCCAUGGGCGCCAUGGCGGCGUAUAGGCCGGAGGAGCAGCGCCAUGGGAGGAUGAGUCCUUCGUCUUAGCAGCAGCAGUUACCACGCGCGCGGAGGAAACACGUCAGGUUAGAGUCUGGAUCAUAUGGCUGAAUCCAUCCGAAUCAUUUGGUUCAAAUGCUUGCUUCUGUUGUGGACCUUGUGGUCAGAUGAACCACUGCGUUUUUUUUUUUCUGUUUGUGAUUUGAUUUGAGUCCUGAAUCCAUCCGAAUCUGAGUUCGACGAAGCACAAGUGCUGUUUGUUUCUGUUUUGGUCAGAUGGGACAUGGAUUUUCUACACCUAGGUGCCAUGGCAUCUAUCAUUUGCAUGUAACUCAAAUAGUUAUAGAAAAAAUUAAAAAAAUUUA